Messenger RNA from Macadamia integrifolia, 2164 nucleotides. RefSeq names its product TNF receptor-associated factor family protein DDB_G0290965-like. The coding region runs from base 659 to 1741 and encodes 360 amino acids. The record is from RefSeq and is a predicted model, not a curated record. NCBI's taxonomy places the organism in Eukaryota, Viridiplantae, Streptophyta, Magnoliopsida, Proteales, Proteaceae. Gene Ontology annotation, molecular function: zinc ion binding. The transcript is spliced from 5 exons.
GCUUGUUUAAGCCUUCAAUAGGAGAUUUUUCCCUCCUUUUUUUUUUUAAUCUUUCUUGUAAAUCUGAUAUUCUGUAAUGGCAUCUUUUUGUUGGACAUUGCUAGUUAAAUAUUUUUUUAGGUUGCUUAUAUCUUUGUAUCCUGGUACUCUUAUCAUAACGGGAAAAGUAAGAAGCUUGCCAUAUGAUCCGACUCUGUCUUCGCUCAUCUGGUUAGGGUUUUGAAGGAAAAGCAACUUCUUUCCUACCCUUCCACCCUCCCCAAUCCCCUCGACCCAUCCCGAAUGCUGGGAAUUGUCCCGAUUGAUACCAAGAUAUGAAUGUUUCUUUUCCCAAAUCCCCAUUUUUCGUAAUUUUGAUCAUACGUAGCUGUUGCUAACCCUUUCUCUUGAUCUUCUCCAUUCUUCUUCUCCGAGAGUCAAGACUCGAAUGCUCUACAUUCUAUAGCAGUAGAGCUCCUUUGCGCAUUGCAUCCCUCAUUCUCAAGUAUUAGAAGCCAAUAUCUGGAUCAACGCCGAGACUCCUCGUUCCAUUAGAGGGGGGGCAGAGCUUUCACCCGGAAGGAGCUCGAAGAUCUCAAAUUACUUUUCGUCUCGCUUGCUGCCCAAUCCCAGAGCAACGGUUAAUACAUCCCUCCUGUUCUUAAGGUGUCCUUGAAGAAUGGAUCCUCCAGUAACGGAUUUAGGACCCAACAAGAAGAUUGAUGAAGAGCUGAAAGGCGAAGAUCCUUUGUUCCAUUGUGAUCUUGUUGAUUCAGAAGUUAUCCACAAAAUAGCACAAGCCAUUCUACCAGGAUUAGCCACAGCAUGUGUUGAUAACACAACUGGUGAUCCCUUCAGGAGCCCAGGUUCAGUGGCUGUUGAUAUGAGAAAGGAAAUGGUGGACUAUCUUACACUAAGAAGUGAAACACAUAUUGCAGAAACUGUUAUCGAAAAAAAUGAUCUAGAUGUAGAAACUUCUGACCACCCCACUGAUAUUAUUUCAGAUUUUAUUGAUGACUUUGCAAUUUCAAAGAGGAACCUCUUUAGUCGGGUUUCAGGAUGGCUACUAAGUGAAAGGAGGGAGGACAAGAUAGAUGAUUUUGUACAAGAGAUGGAAAUAAAUAGGUUUUGGUUGAUGGAUAGAAGGGAGGCCAUUGGUAAGAAUCUACUGAAGAAUGUUGACUUCAAAAAUUUAUUCCACUGCAAAAUGAAAUUUAAUACUGCAGAAGAACUUGCUGAGCAUAGCUCUGAGUGCAUAUUUAGGUCCACAAGAUGUACAAACGAUGGCUGUAGUUCUAAUUUUUGUGCAUUGCACUUGGGAAAGCAUGAUGCAGUUUGUCCCUACAAGGUCCUUCCAUGUGAGCAGAAGUGCUCAGAGAGCAUAGUAAGACGUGAGAUGGAUAGGCAUUGCAUAACCGUUUGCCCAAUGAAGCUUGUGAAUUGCCCUUUCCAUCUUGUGGGCUGUCAAUAUUCCAUUCCAUGUUGUCUCAUUGAUAAACAUUGUUCAGAGUUUCUUCAUUCUCAUCUGCUUUAUGUUCUCGAAACAAAUCAUAGAGAAGCACAUUGGGAGGAUCUUAGCCAUCGAGUGGAACUUCUGGAAAAGUCAUCAUCUCUUGAUCUGCUUUUAGAAGCUCGAGAUGUCAAAUCUCUAACCGUCGCUGUCAAGGAGCUUGAAGCAAAGAUUGGCCCAUCAGAAAGUGAAAUCUCCAAUAAGGAUACUGAGACUGCAAUGACUGUUGCUCAAGAAUCAAAUGAGACUUGACAGCUAAGUUCAUUCCCUUUAACAACUAGAGUUAUGAAAGCUAUAAUUUUUAAUUCCCCUCCCCCUCCCCUAUUUUAUGUCCCUUUCCCCAAAGUUUGGAGUUCUAGACUUCUGGUGAUCAGCGGGGCUUCUAGAGAAACUUCGAAUGGCAGCUGGUAUUUCAGUUUUCCAAUGAUUUCUUAAGCAACCCUGUUCACUUUGGAGCUUAUGCAUUCAAAGAUUAUAGGUCUAGAUUUUGUAAUGGAAAAAUGGUUCCUACACAUCCAUGGUGGGAAAACCUUUCCUUCAUGCUUACUAUUCUUUUGCCAUAUCAGAAUUCAGGAAACCAAGAAUUGUGAUUGCACCAUAAUACAUUGGCAUUUAUUUAUUUAUUUUUUUAUUAUAAAAUCUCUUGGGAGAUAUGAACCUACUCCAAUUCUAAAA